AUGGACCUCACAACUUUGUUUUACAAUCUUCGCGAAGAAGUGUCUUGUUCGGUGUGUUCGGACUUAUUUACGGAUCCUAAACAUCUCUCCUGUCUGCACAGUUUCUGCUUAAAGUGUUUGAAAGGAUGGUACCAAACGUGCGGGGGCGGAGACGCCAUUAGAUGUCCGAAGUGCCAAACCUUCUGCCAAGUUCCCGCAAGCGGUGAUCUUAAAGAUCUUCCCACCAGCUUUUAUUUAAACGGCUUGAUAGAUGUUCUUGCCAUUAAAGAAUGCAAAAACACUCAGGUGACAUGCGGAAACUGCGACAAGAAGAGCUCAGAAGCUUCGUAUUGUUUCCAGUGUUGCAUAUUUUAUUGCGAAGAAUGUUUACUCGGUCAUAACAUCAUGCGAGACAAGAAGGAACACCGCGUUUUGGCCGUAAAAGAGUUCCAAGACAGGGACUAUGAAGAUGUGUUAAAGCGACCAGUAUUUUGUUCAAGACAAGGACACCGGAAAGAGGAGCUGAAAUUAUUUUGCAAGGAAUGUGAGACGGCAGUUUGCCAAACUUGCGUCUUGCUAGAUCACAAUGGACAUAAGUUAACGCUGAUCGAGGAAGAAGCUGCGAAUCAAAGACUCGAGAUAAAAACUGUUAUCGAAACACAACGACGGAACUUAGACGAAAAAAUGAACGUUGUCACUAAGCUAGAUGAAGAUUAUGCUAAAGUGAUUCAACAGAGCGAAACUUUGAAGGGUAAUGUCCAAACAUUUGCUGAUGGAUUGAUAAAAAUAAUUCAAGCAAAAACUCAAAAUAUUAUAGCCAUGGCAGAAAAACAAACAAAGAAGUCACUUGAAAGUUUAAAAGCAAAAAGAAGCGAGAUUCAGCAUCAGAUAAAUGUCACUGAAUCAUCGUUGGAGGAAGCUGAUAAACUUUUAAAACGAAGUACCACCGCGGAAAUUGUUCAGCUGAAAAAAACACUGCAAACAAUCUUUCAGGGCGUGGAUGAGACAGAGCCUAUUGUUCGUGACCGCAGCAGUCUGCAAGAGAUUGUUUUCGUAGAAAAUCAGAAGAUGCUUGAUGUCGUAAACGACGAAGAAAUUGGAUUCUUGGAAGAAGGUUACCGAACAAAAGCAAAAGAAUCACUGGCUAAAGGCGAGGGACUGAAAGAAGGAAUUGUAGCGCGUAAAGCUCAAUUCAAUUUGAUCACAAGAAACGCAGGGAGAAAGCAGGGGUAUAAUGAACAGGACCGUGUCUCGGUAGAGAUCAACGACGAGAAAGAACGAGAAUGCGUGACGGAAGUAAGAAUAGAUGAUAACAAGGAUGGAAUCUACAGCAUCCGUUAUUUUCCCAGAGUUCAAAAGACAAUAAAGUUAUUAGUUAAGGUAAACGGGGAACAUAUUCAUGGUAGUCCUUUUGCUGUGACUGUAAAACCAUUUCAAGUCAAACCUGUUUUAUGUAUUGGAAAGAAAGGCUCUGGUGAAGGACUGUUAAAUGAACCUAUGGGGGUGGCAGUGACUGCUAAAGAUGAAAUAUUAGUAGCUGACAACCAGAACCAUCGGGUUCAAGUGUUUGACAGUAAUGGUACUUUCUUAAGAUCCUUUGGUCAUAAAGGUGAAAAUGCUGGAGAGUUUAAGAAUCCUACAGGAAUUGCCAUUAAUAAGGAUAGAAAUAUUCUUGUAUCAGAGUAUAUUAACCAUAGGGUACAGAUCUUAAGUUGGGAGGGGAGGCACCUGGGUUCAUUUGGCGGCAAAGGAAACCUUGAUAAUCAGCUCCUUAACCCUUAUGGUUUAUCCUUAGAUAGUACUGAUAAUAUUAUUGUUGCUGAUACAGGUAACCAACUGAUUAAGAUCUUUACCCGGGAUGGAAAGUUUGUAAUGAAGAUAGGUGGGCGGGGUGCUUUUAGUUUUCCUGUUCACUGUGUUCAGUGUGGUGAAUAUUUUAUAGUGUCAGACUUAGGUGAACAUUGUAUCAAAGUAUUUAACAGGGAGGGACAUUUUCAGUACAAGUUUGGUAAGCAUGGGAAAGGGGACGGGGAGUUAAAUGAUCCACGUUUUCUGUCAGUGACUCAGUCAAAGCACCUGUUGGUUUGUGAUCAAGGUAAUCAUAGAAUACAAGUCUUUGAACUGGAUGGGAAGUUUGUUGGAAAAUUCGGUAAAAAUGGCAGCAAAUUAGGAGAAUUUAAUAAUCCAUUCUCGGUAGCUGUUCUAAGUAAUGACCAAAUUGUGGUGUCUGAUCGCAACCAUAAUCGAAUUGAAAUAUUUGAAUGACAUCUUACCAGUUUUCCUAAGAAUUAUGACAAGCAUCACCAGUAGUCUUGUUCUUAUUUCUAAGUGUAGUAGGAUUACGACAUUACAAUCGUUAUUUUUCAAUUUCUUAGAAUCAAACCUUUUGUUAAAGUGCCUAUCACCUAAAAUGUUUUAUUUUCCUAUCUGAAACUACAACUUAUUAAAAUAACUUCUGCGAAAAAAUUUUGCGAUUUGAACCAAAGACGAUUUUUUUAUAAUUUUUUAAAAACGUUGAAAUUUGCCGCCAUUUUGGCACACCAUUCGACUUAGUCUUCUUGCGGGGUAUGACGUACUUUAAGGAACACGUGACUUUAUCGACAGAAAAACAUUAAAAGUUCUGGUAGGUUUUUCUGUUUCAGAAAAACUUUCUUCUUGCGAAGACAUUGUGAUUCAAUCCUUACUUGUAAUUGAUCUUUUUUGUGUACAGCUGGUGAAGGAAAGGUAAUGCGAGUUCCUUAAUUUACGUCACAUGACGUCAUAUAUGAGCCUGCUAGUUUGCGUGAUCAGCGGCGCGGGUGUACCGCAAAAAUGUGGACUUCAAAAAUUGGUUAAAAAAUCGCGUUUUGUUGAAAUGGCAAAAUUUUUUCGCAGAAGUUAUUUUAAUAAGGUAUAGUUUCAGAUAAGAAAAUGUAAAAUUUUCGGUGAUGGGCACUUUAAGUUUAGGUCAGUUUAUGAAUUGUUUUCUUGUAAGCAAGACAAUCAGGGUUUUCUCGUAUUCGCAUAUCAAUUAUCGCCCUUAGCGAAGGAUAACGAUGUACUUACUCGUUUUCACGUGUCCCAAGCACUGUCCUUACGCUUUGCGCUUUGCGCAUGGUAUCUCGUGAAGGAAGCUCUGUCACCAAUCAUUCGCGCCUCGCGUUUUGCUUCCUUCCCAUGACGCUUGGCCCUGCAAAAUAAGCCGAACACAAAUCCAAGUCUUUUCCGUGGGCAAAUAUAGAUGCCAUCUUAGUCAUUUUUGGGAAAAUGUAAUUUUCGCGAUCCCAUUUUAGUAACUUUCUGUUUUCUACUUUUUAAAGCCUUUUAACUACAGUAGGUCAUCCUGAAAUGAAUUGACACAUUGGUUUAACCCUUUAAGCCCUAAGAGUGAUCAGCGUCAAAUUUCUCCUUGUAAUAUCACUGCUUUGUAAAACACAGUGGUCAUGAGAAUUGAGGGCCUGAUCACACAAGAUGAAUCUAAUUGAUACUUCAACAAAUUCUGCCCACUGCUUCUAUUGAAAACAUAUAGGGACAACAAAUGAGAAUUUCAAUUUUGAUAUUAGGGUUUAAAUGGUUAACUUAAGUAGAAACGUAUAACAAUAUAGAUAAGCGUAGCCACUCUGUAAUAGAAAAAAAGGCUGGGAAAUAAAUAUUUACCUCUUAAGUAACCCUAUGUGAUAUGCAGUUAUUUGUUUUGUCAUACCAAUUCAGAGAUAUUAAAUAUAAGUAAUCCAUUCUACUAGGCUUGGAACCUGACAAUGUCUAACAAUAAUGCAAAUCGCUUACGUUCCAAGCACUAGCUAGUAAUUGUACAACUCUUUGUGUUUCAAUUUAUUCCCUAAGGCAAUCUAUUUCUCUUUUCUUUUACGGUCGUUCCCGUAUUUCUGCUUUGGCUCGAUAUGUUGAUGUAAAAAAGUAGUUGAGAUCAAAACUCAUGAAAAACAGAGUGGAAGUAGGAGAGGCAGACUGAGGUGUUUUGAAAAAAGAUUAGCUCCUUUUGAGUGCGUCCUGCGAUUAAUUAUCUCAUUUAAUACAUCGUUUUCCUUAAGUGUUGGACGUUGAAAGCAAUCUAAAUUGUUGAACUGUUCUUUGGUGCGAGAAGUGCAAUGAAAACGUUCUAGGCCCGAUCGAUGUUUUUCGGAUUUUCACUAGAUGGUAAGUGCUUUCGUGACAUUGUUAAAGGUUGUUUUUCACUGACGUCGGAGUCCUGGAGGGGGAGGGAGGGUACUCCCUAUAAUGACUUAUACGGGGAGGUUCCGCCCGAAAGGGGGUACCUCUUGUAGGCUUAAGCCCAAGAGGUUAGGGAUUUCACUAUUUGUGGUAUAUGAAAGGGUAGGGAAAGCUGUUCCGUCCGUAAAAGGACCUAAAAGGGCUAACAGAAGGAUUUUGUGGCUGUGAGGGAGACAAGAAAACUUCCUGGUUUCGUGAGUACUCCCCUCCCUUUGUCGAGGGUAAGAGUCAGAAUCGGACAAUGUUAGUUAUUGUCAAAGAAUAAAGCAACUUGAUCUAGCUUUUAAUAUUAGUAAUUAUUUGAUUGAUCGUGUUAAGGAAGCUACUUUUCUUGGUGUAAUUUUGGAUGAACAUUUAACAUGGAAAUGUCAUAUACAUAAUGUUGCUCGGGAAGUGUCUAAAGCCAUAGGUAUAAUUUAUAAAUCAAGUUUUUGCCUUAAUAAUUCCUCCUUACGGAUGCUUUAUUUUAGCCUUAUCUACCCAUACUUAUUCUACUGCGUGAGCGUCUGGGCAUCGACCUACCCAUCAAACAUCAGAAGAUUAAUCACACUUCAAAAACGGGUCUUAAGAAUAAUGUCGAGGAGUGCUUUCGAUGCUCACACUGAUCCCUUAUUCAAAAAUUUAAAAAUUCUGAAUCUUGAGAGUAUCUACAAACUUCAAAUAGGAAAAUUUAUGUAUCAAUACAAAUCUGGCUUACUUCCUUAUAGCUUCAAUAAUAUGUUUUUGGUGACACGCCAGGUGCAUUCUUAUGGCACUAGAAGUUCGGAGCUUUCUAAAAUCCUAAAUUAUUUAACUCUCUUAGUUUUGAAAUUCGAAAUGCAACAAGUACCGCUUCCUUUUGCUGUAAGCUGAUAAGCUGAAAGCAUUCCUCUUACCAUAAAUAGUAAUUUAUAUUUUUUAAUUUUUUUUGUUUGUUUCUGGUUUGUUUGUUUUUUUGUUUUUGUUUUGUUUUGUUUUUACCUUUGCUCUUUUAUUUUCAUUUUUUUCUUUUUGUCAUUUCGCUUUUUUUAGCCCAAAACUAUAAUUAGUACGACUAUCUAAUAUAUUUUAAGAUUUACUGUAGCUCUGCCAUUGAUUUCCCAUGUGUAAUUAUGAUAAUAUUUUGUUCUAAUUAUUUAACUGAGGGAGCCCAUUCCUUAUAAGCCCGGUGGCUUCUCUUGGGCUUCCUCGCCAUGAGAGUUUAAAUGAUUAGAUUUUUUUGCUUUGUACAACUUACGGCAAAACAAUAAAGUUAAGUUAAGUUAAGUUAAGUCAGCUGCACUUAAUUAGAGAAGGAGAAUAUUCGGUCUCUGUUGGUUUUUUGUGAACGUCAACGAUUCCGGAAACGUUUGAGCUGGCCUUUUUAACCCUUUAAGCACCAAUAUCGACAUACAAAUUCUCCAAAUUGGUCUCUAUACAUUUUCAUAUUGAAUACGUAAAGAGAAUUUGGUAUAGGAUCAAAGUAUUAUCUCUUAGGCAAUUAUUUCAUUACUUCUCACAACCUUUUCUCUUGAUUGUCUAUUGAUUUUGUCGGAGAAAAUUAAUGUUUGUCAGUUUUGGGACUUAAAAGGUUAAUGUCUUUCAUAAAUCUAUAUAUCGUUUCUGUUCCCUUUAUCAUGCUUACUUACUACUCCCAAAUUACUAGACAACACGUAGUAUUAAAAUUCAAAUUGCAUCUUUUAAAGCUGUGGUUUCACGCUCUGAUCGUGCUUUAGAAAGGUUUCACAGAUUUCACUUUGUUGUUAACCAUUGUUUUGUCUCCAGGUUUCAAAAUGAUUGUCAUUUACGGUACUCACGCGCUGAAGCUGGCGCGACAGGGACUCUAACAUAAGCGUUCCGUGAUUGGUUCCUUAGAAGAUAAAAAGCUACAAGGCUUGAUUGAAUGGUACAUAUUUGCCACUCAGGUCAUAAUGUAUCUCAAGUAACUCUAAUUGUUACUGGAUCUUACAAUUAUUUUCAAUCCUACCAAGAGAGUUUCUGUUUAAAUUUGAAAUACCAUCCAGUUCACACAUUUUAUCACACAAAUCUUACCCCGGGGAAGGUCAUUUCUGGGAAUCAUAAACCACAACGAAAACAAUAACAAAUAACAACCCUCUCACAAAGAGGCUCUUUGAUUGGUUCAUUCUCUUUUGAGAUUCCGGGAAACGCUAAACAUAGACAAUCACAAGACUUCAUUGUUCAGUGUGAACUGCUUCAAGGGUCACAGCUCACUUGUGGUUGACGACAUCAUGGACCUAACAACUUUGUUUCACAAUCUUCGUGAAGAAGUGUCUUGUUCGGUGUGUUCGGACUUAUUUACGGAUCCUAAACAUCUCUCCUGUCUGCACAGUUUUUGCUUAAAGUGUUUGACAGGAUGGUACGAAACGUGCGGCGGCGGAGAGGCCAUUAGAUGUCCGAAGUGUCAAACCCUCAGUCAAGUUCCUGCAAGCGGUGAUCUUAAAGAUCUUCCGACCACCUUUUUUCUUAACGGCUUAAUCGACGUUCUUGCCAUCAAAGAAUGUUCAAAUACUCAAGUGACAUGCGGCAACUGCGAUAAGAAGAGUUCGGUAGCAUCAUAUUGUUUCCAGUGUUGCAUAUUUUAUUGCGAAGAAUGCUUAAUCGGUCAUAACAUCAUGCGGAACAAAAAGGAACACCGCGUUUUGAACCUCAAAGAGUUUCAAGACAAAGACUACGAGGAUGUAUUGAAGCGACCAGUAUUUUGUUCAAGACAAGGACACCAAAAGAAGAAGCUUAAAUUAUUUUGCAAGGAAUGUGAAACAGCAGUUUGCCAAACUUGUGUUAUGCUAGAUCACAAUGGUCAUAAGUUGACGCUGAUCGAGGAAGAAGCUGAGAAUCAAAGACUCGAGAUAAAAACUGUUAUCGAAACACAACGACAUAACUUAGACGAAAAAAUGAACGUAGUCGCUCAACUAGAUGAAGAUUACGCUAAAGUGAUUCAACAGAGCGAAACUUUGAAGGGUAAUGUCCAAAAAUUUGCUGAUGGAUUGAUAAAAACAAUUCAAGCAAAAAAGCAAAAUAUUAUUGACGCGGUCGAAAACCAAACGAAGAAGUCACUUGAAAGUUUAACAGCAAAAAGAGGUGAGAUUCAGCGUCAGAUAAAGAUUAUUGAAUCAUCACUGGAAGAAGCUGAUAAACUUUUAAAACGAAGCACCACCGCGGAAGUUGUUCAGCUUAAAAAAACACUGGAAACAAUCUUUGAGGGAGUGAAUGAGAGAGAGCCUAUUGUUCAUGAUUCCAGAAGUCUGCAAACUUUUGUUUUUGUAGAAAAUCAGAAGAUGCAUGAUAUUGUCAACAGCGAAGAUAUUGGAUUCUUGGAAGGACCCGCUUAUAGAACAAAAGCACGUGAAUCUUUGGCUGAAGGUGAAGGACUGAAAGAAGGGACUGUUGGACGUAAAGCUCAAUUCAAUUUGAUCACAAGAAACGCAGAGAGAAAGCAGGGAUAUGAUAAACGGGAUCAGGUAACGGUGGAGAUCAAGGACGAGCAAGAACAAGAAUGCGUGACGGAAGUGCGAAUAGAUGACAACAAAGAUGGGACCUACAACGUCAUGUAUUAUCCCAGAAAACAGGGGACAUUGAAAAUAUUUGUCAGAGUAAACGGGGAGGAUAUUUGUGGUAACCCUUGUACUGUGACAAUAAAACCAUUUCAUGUCAAACCUGUUUUAUCUUUUGGAAAGGAAGGCUUGGGUGAUGGAAUGUUUCGGUAUCCUUUUGGGAUUGCUGUGAAUGACAAAGACGAAAUAGUAGUAGCUGACUAUGGAAGCCAUCGGGUUCAAGUGUUUGACAGUAAUGGUACUUUCUUAAAAUCUUUUAGCCACGAAGGUCAAACUCCUGUAGAGUUGAAGGGUCCUACAGGAAUUGCCAUUGAUAAGGACAGAAAUAUUUUUGUAGCAGAGUAUGAUAACCAUAGAGUACAGAUCCUUAGUUGGGAGGGGAGGCAUCUGGGAUCAUUUGGCGGGCAAGGAAGUCGUAAUUGUCAGCUCUACCAGGUUCGGGGUUUAUCCUUAGAUAGUACUGGUAAUGUUAUUGUUGCUGAUACAGGAAACAAAGUGAUUAAGAUCUUUACUCCGGAUGGUAGGUUUGUAAUGAACAUAGGUGGUCAGGGUUCUCUUGGUUUUCCUGUUCACUGUGUUCAGUGUGGUGAAUAUUACUUUGUGUCAGACUACGCUGAACAUUGUAUCAAAGUAUUUAACAGGGAGGGGCAUUUUCAGUACAAGAUCGGUAAGCAGGGGAAGGGGGACGGGGAGUUUAAUGAUCCGUGGUUUUUGUCAGUGACUCAGUCAAAGCACCUCUUGGUCUGUGAUCGGAGUAAUCAUAGAAUACAAGUCUUCGAACUAGAUGGAAGGUUUGUUGGCAAAUUCGGUGCAAAAGGCAGCAACUUAAGAGAAGAUAUUGCGCCAUUCUCGGUAGCUGUUCUCAGUAAUGACCAAAUUGUGGUAUCUGAGUACAAUAAUAAUCGAAUUCAAAUAUUUGAAUGA
Messenger RNA from Porites lobata, 8642 nucleotides. Lineage: Eukaryota; Metazoa; Cnidaria; Anthozoa; Scleractinia; Poritidae. The record is from the annotation of a GenBank genome assembly.